AUGUUCUUGCGAAGGAGCUUUCAAGCACACAUCAAGUGUUCUGGUUUGAAAAGACAGAACAGCGAAGACUGCUAUCGACAGUUAUCACAUCAGAGGAAAGCUGGGGUAAUCGGUGAUGUGGACGUGUCAGCUGAUACCUCGAUCGCCAUUUGCGAGAAAAAUGACAAGACGAAGGCACUAAUCAGAAAUGCUCUGCUCAGUAACAAAUUCCUUUCCGACCUCGACGACAUGCGCAUAGAGGCUCUCGUUUCGGUGAUGUACCCCAAAAAAGUGAAAGCAGACACCCGACUUAUUUUCGAAGGAGAGACUGGUUCUCAUCUGUACGUCUCCGAGAGUGGUUCCUUCGAAAUAUACGUGGGUAAAACGUAUCAUGGGAGCUUUGGACCUGGUGUCGCUUUCGGGGAACUGGCCCUGUUGUACAACACCAAAAGACAGUGCUCCAUAGACGUUAGCACAGAUGGAAAGGUAUGGGUUCUCGACAGACACAUGUUUCGGACCAUCAUGGCGAGGAGUAACGAAGAGUCCGUACAGUACAAUCUCAAACUUCUUCGUCAAAUCGAAGUAUUCAGUGAUCUGCCGGAGGAGGCUCUCUUGAAAAUAUGCGACUUGGUAGCUGUGGAAUUCUAUCCGUCAAAGUCCUACAUAAUACGAGAAAAGCAACUAGGCAAUAAAUUCUACAUAAUAAACGCCGGCAACGUACAAAUCACCAAAAACAGAUCGAACGGAACCGAGCAGGAGCUGAUGGUCCUCAAGAAGGGUGACUACUUCGGAGAACGAGCCCUCUUCGACAACGACGAGCCCCGUAAAGCGAACGCCAUUGCAAUGCCUCCUGGAGUGGAAUGCUACACCAUAGAAAGAAAGACGUUCCUGGAGUACCUCGGGGGCCUGGACUCGAUCAGAAACAAGAACUGGGAUGAUUGUCAGAAGAAAUUGGUCGAGGAGGACAAGUGGGACAACAAGUUCCGCAAUUUAUCGUUAUCGAAUUUAGUUGUCGAGAGAACAAUCGGCACCGGUGGUUACGGCAGGGUGGAGCUGGUUACAAUCCUGUCGAUACCGAAUGUCAGCUUCGCUAGGAAAAAAGUGAGGAAGCACAUGAUCACGGAGGGGAUGUUUCAGAAGAUGAUUUAUAACGAGAAGAAUAACUUGAAGAUGUGCAAUUCACCGUUUAUCUGCAAAUUACAUAGAACCUUCAAAGACAAAAGGUAUCUGUACUUUUUGCUGGAGGCUUGUCUAGGCGGAGAUCUGAGAACGAUGUUAAACAGAAGUGGACGAUUAGAAAAUUUAUCGGCUAGAUUCGUCACUGCUUGUAUCUCGGAAGCUUUACAUCAUCUUCAUUCUCUGGGGAUCAUCUACAGAGACUUGAAGCCGGAGAACGUGGUGUUCAACGAAUAUGGUUACGCUAAACUUACCGAUUUCGGAUCGAGCAAGAUGAUUGGGGCUCACAAAACGAAGACCUUCAUGGGUACACCGGAGUACUUGGCUCCGGAGAUUAUUCAGAGCAAACUUUACAAUCAGGCUAUCGAUUAUUGGGCACUGGGUAUCCUCGUGUACGAAAUGCUUCUGAAUCGAACACCUUUUCUAGAUGUAACGGACUUGGACAUGUACGAUAACAUUCUUAGUGGAAUUAAUGAAAAUCAUUUUCCGCCUGUGAUCAAAACCUCUGCGAAACAUUUCAUCACGGGGUUGUUGGAGAAUAAUCCUGUUAAGAGACUUGGUUGUCUGAGACAUGGUGUUCAGGAUAUUCGUAGUCAUAGAUGGUUUCAUUCGUUCGACUGGCAGGCAUUGCAACGUCAAAAAAUGCGCUCUCCGAUUACGAUAACAGUAAAACAUUAUCUCGAUAUGAGGAACUUCGAUAGAUUUCCUCCUGAUUCCAAAACGGCGCCUGUGGAUCCUUCCGAUUGGGAUAUAAAUUUUUAAAACAUAUGUUUAGCUAAUUUUAUUAGAAGUAAAAUGAGAUUGUAUCGCACG
Molecule: messenger RNA, 1968 nt
Organism: Megachile rotundata (alfalfa leafcutting bee)
Lineage: Eukaryota; Metazoa; Arthropoda; Insecta; Hymenoptera; Megachilidae
Product: cGMP-dependent protein kinase, isozyme 1
Biological process (GO): protein phosphorylation
Molecular function (GO): ATP binding; cGMP-dependent protein kinase activity
Source: RefSeq, a predicted model, not a curated record